AUGGGUGGCUCACCUCCUUGCGGCGAUUCGGUCCGGUCAGUAAAGGACCAUCGACGGCAGGCAAUAACCUCGAAGAAAUGGCCAUCAAAACCAGAGAAUGAUUCCUCGAUCACUUUCUCACCUGACGAUGCCAUCGGCGUCCCCCUACCUCAUAACGACCCCCUACUCGUCGAAGUAGGAAUCGCGAAGUGUGACGUCGCUAAAGUUCUGAUCGAUACUGGCAGUUCGGUCGCUCUGAUCUUUCGAGAUACGCUCGAUAAGAUGGGAGUUGACUUGCGUGACAUGAAACCGUCAUCCCGCUCCCUCACGGGAUUCAACGGAGCUUCCGAGAUGAUGAGCAAGACAAUCAAACUCCCAGUCUAUGCAUGCGGUGUGACACGCACAUACAAGUUAUCCGUCAUCCUAACAAAGGCUCCUUAUAACACGAUCCUCGGGACCCCCUGGUUACAUUUGGUCAAGGAAGUAUCCUCGACGUACCAUCAGUGCGUGAAGUUUCCAGGACUGAACGGCCAGGUGCAGACACUUCGCAGAGACCAGCAGGCUGCUCGUGAUCUACUAAUUGCAACGGUGAAGAUGCAACAAUCGACUCCGUGCAUCAAUGCAGUAGCAAAGCAAAUCCAACCUCAACAAGACGAGAUCCUAAAAGUCGCGAUAGACGACUCCGACGAAAGCAAAGCAGUCCGAGUCGGCGCCUUCCUCUCCGAAGAGAUGCAACAGGCAAUCGUCGACUUCCUGAGGAAGAACGAGUCAACAUUCGCUUUGACGACAUCGGAUAUGAAAGGAAUAAAUCCCGCCAUCACGUCCCACGAGUUGAAUGUCGAUCCAACCAACAAGCCUAUCCGCCAGAAGAUACGCAAGCUCGGCAACGACCGAAGCAAAGCUGUCAACAAAGAAGUCGAGUGA
Molecule: messenger RNA, 903 nt
Organism: Brassica oleracea var. oleracea
Lineage: Eukaryota; Viridiplantae; Streptophyta; Magnoliopsida; Brassicales; Brassicaceae
Exons: 1
Coding region: 1-903 (300 amino acids)
Source: RefSeq, a predicted model, not a curated record